AAAUCAUGUGACUGCGGCUUUUAGAGGAACCUGUCCCAGAAGUUGUCCCUGAAGUGGCAGUUCAGAGAAACAGGCAACCCAGAAACCCAGGCGUGGAGAUUGAUCCUGCCGGAGAAAGGGGUUCAUCAUGGCGGAUGAUCUAAAACGAUUCCUGUAUAAAAAAUUACCGAGUGUUGAGGGGCUCCAUGCUAUUGUUGUGUCAGAUAGAGAUGGAGUGCCUGUCAUCAAAGUGGCCAAUGAUAAUGCUCCAGAGCAUGCUUUGAGACCUGGUUUCUUAUCAACUUUUGCCCUUGCGACAGACCAAGGGAGCAAACUCGGACUUUCAAAAAAUAAAAGUAUCAUCUGUUACUAUAACACCUACCAGGUGGUUCAAUUCAAUCGUUUACCUUUGGUAGUGAGUUUCAUAGCCAGCAGCAAUGCUAAUACAGGACUAAUUGUCAGCCUGGAAAAGGAACUUGCUCCAUUAUUUGAAGAAUUGAGACAAGUUGUAGAAGUUUCUUAAUCUGGAAUUUUCUUCAUCAUAUCAGACACAAUAUCAAUCCAGCAAUCUUUAGGCCACAGUGACACUUGUAAUCCAUGUACUCAAGGACCCCCUUUUUCCACUUUACUCUAGAAAAAGAGCCUUACAGAUAGAAUUUAUGGAUAGGUUGAUGGUUAUCUUUUUUUGUGUAGGUGAGAUCUGGGGAUACCACAGAAAUGGUUCAGUCUAUCACAGCUCCCGUGGAGUUAGUCCAGUCACCAAAUACGCAUGAGAUCCUAUUUGGUGGCUCAGAAUCAAAAUGAUACUUCGACCCCCUUGAGCCAUGAAGUGCUCCCUUUUAUACCAUAUGCCAGGCCUGCAGAAUGAGGCAGACUUUUUAUUGUGAAUAAUGAGGACAUAUUUUUCUUCAUAUUAUUUUCUUUGCAUUGAGUGUGAGGAAGAUAAAGUGGCUUAUGAAAAGUGAAUGAAACGAGUACAAUCACUAACUUUCAUUUGUAUAUAUUGUUGUGCACUGUAGGUGAGUCUUACUAACGAAUUUGUUUCUUCUUAGAGGGUGCUGGUCUUUAAUGGAAAUGAAGAUGAUAGCUAAUGGUUUUUUCUUCCACUCUGCUUUCUAUAACCAAUCAGUGUUUUUUUUAAUGUUUGUUUAGUCUUUGUAAAUUUAGGUGUGAUUCAUUAUUGAAUUCUGUUUCCAAUAUUGGUAUGUAUGUAUGCAUGGUAGUAUGUCCGUUUUUCCAUACGUGAGGAUAAAUAAAAUAGUAUUUUUAAAAGUACAAUUUGAGCACUACAUAGGUUUCCCCGCCCCCGCCAGACUGUUUUCAAAUGUUUAAACUCUGUAAUUUAAUUCACUCUUUCAACCACAUAAAUAAGUGUUUCUUGUCUAGUUUGGAGACUGUUUUACCUUAUAUAAGUUGUCAGUUGGAAAAUAAACCUCAUCCAG
Messenger RNA from Budorcas taxicolor (takin), 1421 nucleotides. It is a transcript of the gene LAMTOR3, whose product is annotated as late endosomal/lysosomal adaptor, MAPK and MTOR activator 3. The transcript has 7 exons. The record is from RefSeq and is a predicted model, not a curated record. Gene Ontology annotation, biological process: positive regulation of TOR signaling; cellular response to amino acid stimulus. NCBI's taxonomy places the organism in Eukaryota, Metazoa, Chordata, Mammalia, Artiodactyla, Bovidae. Gene Ontology annotation, cellular component: Ragulator complex. The coding region runs from base 128 to 502 and encodes 124 amino acids.